AUGAGCAAAAACGUUACAUCCAGCAUCUCUACUCGAUCCAAGGUAGCUCUUGUCACUCUUAUCAGUGUGUCUGUGCUCGGCAGUGUUUACUACAGCAGAUACAAGAGCAGCAAGAGUAACACGAAGAAAUCCAUCCAACUUGCUGAUAAAAAGCUCGCAGCCACCAUUGACGACAACUCGCUCUACAACGAUUUCGUCGCCUCCUUGCCAAGCUCCCUCAACCUGAUUGAUGACAGUGCCGACAACUUUUUAAGCAGCCUUUUCAACUCGAGCUAUUCUCCAUCUGACUACAUACCCGGAUUCAUCCCCACAUCCAUAGAAGAACUCAAAGAGCAGAUGGCAUCAUUGUAUCCCAACUUUCAGAGCCAGUUUGAAACCAUUCGAGAAAUGUACAAUUCGUUUUGGGAGUUUUUGUCCUUGGAAGAGUUUAGAAAUAUUGUACGAGAGUCGAUACAAGAAGAUGACAACCCUGAAAUGCACCCAGAAAUCGAGCAGGAUGCCUAUGUGAGAACAGGCCAAGCAUUGUCCGAAGAAGAAAUCCAGUUUACAGAGGCAAGAAAGCAAAAGAUGAGAGCAGCUUUUGCAUUCUUCAUUGGCGUGGAUGAACAUGAAGUCGAGAUUGAAGAUAUUCCCAACAUUGGCAUUGCAUCAAGUGGUGGUGGAUAUCGAGCCAUGGUGGCUUGCUCCGGCUAUUUGCAUGCACUCAACGAAACAGGCAUUCUCGACUGUGUCUUGUACAUGGCAGGCGUCUCUGGAUCCACAUGGGCCAUGUCCCAAUUCUACAGUCCUCUGACCAAUGCAUCUGUGGAUACCCUCAAAGACCAUCUCACCAGUCGCAUCCAUACACACAUUGCCAACCUAUCCAACUUUUUAACGGUGCUCAAUGCAUCUCGCCACAAUGCCAAAAUCCUGUUGCACGGUGUUGUUCAGCGUUAUUACCAGCAAAAUGGAAGCAUCAGCUUAGUGGACAUCUUUGGCAUGCUACUAGGUGGCACGCUGCUCGCAAAGAAGGUCACCGUUGCACCUCCCGACAAGGAGAAGAGUGAAAGAAUGAUGGAAAAUGAUGCUCAUUCUUACACUGAAAGCAUUGAGGAUCCAUCUGAAUUGGGUCUAAAGAACAAGGACGACCAUACGCAAUCAGGCACGGUACACGAAGAUGAUGGCGCUGAAGUGAAGCCUCGUUUACUCAAGAAGAACGAGAUCAAACUUUCCAUGCAAAAGGAUUAUUUCCAAGAUGGAUCAUUGCCCAUGCCAAUCUAUUGUGCUGUCAGACAUGAAGUGGAGUUAGCCAGCAUCACCAAAGCUGCAACUGUGUCUUCCAAGCAGGGUCUGGAGCCAUGUCAAAAGGUGGAUGAUGGUGAAGAAGAAGACGAGCCCUUUGAACAUGUGGAAGCUGACGAUACCAAGAGCGACGACGCCCAAGCAGAGACACAGGAUGGCAACGAGGACAAGGCUGAAGAAAGAAAGGAAGUAGAAGAUGACGAAAAUGAAGAGCAGCAAAAACAAGAAGCCGCCCAAGAGACGAAUGAUUUGUAUCAGUGGUUUGAGUUUACACCCUAUGAUAUGGGCAGCGAAGAGAUCAAUGCCUGGAUUCCUAUCUGGGCAUUUGGAAGAAAAUUCGAGAAUGGCAAAAACACAGAAAGACUUCCUGAGCAGAGUCUCGGUAUACUGAUGGGCAUGUUUGGCUCCGCAUUUGUGGCUAGUCUGGCACACUUCUACCAAGAAAUCCGAUUACUGCUACCCGCAUCCGCCAUUGAAAAAGCAGACGAGAUGAUAAACAGCUACCAGGCAUCUGUCUCUACCAUUCACCCCAUCUCGCCUGCAUCCUUCCCUAAUCCAUUCUACAAAAUGUCGACCACUGUGCAAAGCAAGGACGCGUCUCAAGAUAAAGAGGAAGUGCUACGAUCUGAAAGUCUAGUGGAAUCUGAAUUGAUCGGCUUGAUGGACGCGGGCAUGGACAACAACUUGCCCUUCUAUCCUCUAUUGAGACAAGGUCGGGAUGUGGACAUUAUCCUUGCUAUUGAUUUAAGUGCAGAUAUCCAAGAAGCUCCUUACUUUGACCGUGCAGAAGGCUAUGUCAAACGUCGCGGUAUCAAAGGGUGGCCCGUGGGUGCUGGUUGGCCUCAAAAGGAAGAGGAACCGCAUGAAUCGGAAAAGUCAGAUGCGGACCCUGUCAAAGUCGAGCACCAAAAGAAGCCAUCAACUACGGAGGACAGCAAGCAAGAGCCAAAAAAGCCUAAAUACGCUCUCGACACAUGCACCGUGUUCGCAUCAAGCUCUUCAGAAACCAUCCCAUCCAGCAGAGACGAUGAUACAUCCGCCACCACCACAAGCUAUCCCGAGAAUACAAACCCCAUCACCCUUGUCUAUUUCCCUCUCAUCGUCAAUGAAAACUACGAUCCCGAGUUUGAUCCUCAAACAGCAGAGUUCUGCUCCACAUGGAACUUUGUUUACAGCAGUGAGCAAGUUAAUAAAUUGCACGGAUUAGCAGAGGCCAAUGUCAAGGAUAACUUGGAGAAAGUGCGCAAGGUCAUCAAAGAAACAUGGAAGCGAAAGCGAGACGAACGGUUAAAGAGAGAGAGGAUUUAA
This is a messenger RNA of Mucor velutinosus, 2589 nucleotides long. RefSeq lists its product as uncharacterized. Gene Ontology annotation, biological process: glycerophospholipid catabolic process. Gene Ontology annotation, molecular function: A2-type glycerophospholipase activity. The record is from RefSeq and is a predicted model, not a curated record. Gene Ontology annotation, cellular component: cytosol. Lineage: Eukaryota; Fungi; Mucoromycota; Mucoromycetes; Mucorales; Mucoraceae. Bases 1 to 2589 code for a protein of 862 amino acids. The transcript is spliced from 3 exons.